Molecule: messenger RNA, 2152 nt
Organism: Nestor notabilis (Kea)
Lineage: Eukaryota; Metazoa; Chordata; Aves; Psittaciformes; Psittacidae
Gene: MCF2
Product: MCF.2 cell line derived transforming sequence
Exons: 17
Biological process (GO): dendrite development; intracellular signal transduction
Cellular component (GO): cytoplasm
Molecular function (GO): guanyl-nucleotide exchange factor activity
Source: RefSeq, a predicted model, not a curated record
GCUGAUUGCAAUUCUCAUCUCCUGCCAGGCCAUAGAGAGUUUUGCACUAACUGUGAAGGAAAUUGCCCAGCUGUUACAAUCCUUUGGCACGGAGCUGGCAGAGACCGAGCUACCGGAUGACAUGUAUUCCAUCGAGCGCAUCCUGGCCCUGCGCACGGAGAAGUACUACCAGCUCAAGGAAGAUAUUACAGCAGUCACAAAAGAGGGAAACUUGCUUUUGAGCAGCUUUGAAGAGCCGGACUCUGGGGAAUGCAGCGAGGACCAACCCCGUGAAAGGCCUGGGGACUGGGAGACUGUGAAUCGGUUACUUGGUCAGUUGCGUGAGAUGGAGACUGCUUUUGAUGGCUUCUGGGAAAAACAUCAGCUAAAAAUGGAGCAAUAUUUACAACUGUGGAAGUUUGAGCAAAGUUUUCAAGAGGUCAAGAAUGCCAUUGAAUUUCUCACGGGUCAGCAAGCAGAGCUGCCUGACACUGGUGACAGUGUCCUCCAAGUAAAACAGAGGCUCAAGGACUUGGCUCAUUUCGAUGGUAUGGCUCAGGAUCUGAUUGGAAAGGCUCAGGUGGUGAUACUACAUGGACACCAGCUAGCAGCAAACCAUCACUACGCCCUCAACUUAAUCUGCCAGCAAUGCAACGAGCUGCGGCACCAUUCUGAUGUCUUGUCUGAUGAGAUCAAAAGGAAGCAGAUGCGGCUGCAGAAGACCCUGGAUCUCCAUACCCGUCUUCAGCAGGCUCUGCAGUGCUGUGAUGAAGGUGCCUACCUGCUUGCCAACCAGCAGAUGGAUAAGUGCCAGUCUAAAGAAGGCGCUCAGAAAGCUCUCCAGGACAUAGAAAGGUUUCUUGAAAGCUCUUCAACCUACUUAAACUAUGAUCCCCAAGCCCUACACUACGAUUUUGAGUCAGUCUUAACAUCGGAACUGAAGUGCCAGAUACAGUCAGUGCAGGUCAAGCUUGAAAAUGUUCGAAGCAUGUUUGAGAACCGUCAGUCUUGCUUCAAGAAGCUGCUGGAUAAACACGUGCGGCCUGUCCAAUUGGUAGCCCCAAGGCCAGAAAAUCCACCAAGAUCAAAAUCACCACUGUUCUCUCCCAAACAUGGUGUGGAUUUUAAUUCCAGUUUGAAGUUUUCAUUUGAUCUCUCUCUCCCUGGGAAGAAAACGUCAAGGAAAACCCCAAGUUCUCGCAAGAUUGAAGUCAUGCAUGACUACCAGGAAAAACGGAAUUCCUUGCAGUAUUUUAUAUCAGACAGUGAUGACAACUUAGAUAUACUAAAAGGCCAUGUCAUAAAUGAGCUUAUAGAAACAGAGAGAGUGUACGUGGAGGAGCUCUUCACUGUUUUGACGGGCUACAGAGCUGAGAUGGAUAACCCUGCCAUGCUCAUCCUCAUGCCUCCCAUGCUGAGGAACAGGAAGGAUGUCCUCUUUGGAAACAUGCCUGAGAUAUACGACUUCCACAACAAAAUUUUCCUGCACAGCUUGGAAAGCUGCCUGGGAGCACCUGAGAGAGUGGGAUUUUGUUUCCUAGACAGGCGAGAAGAUUUCCAGAUGUAUGAGAAGUACUGCCAGAACAAGCCCCGGUCAGAGUCCCUUUGGAGGCAGUGCUCCGAGAGCACCUUCUUCCAGNNAUGCCAAAGAAAAUUAGAGCACAAACUCGGCCUGGAUUCCUAUUUGCUCAAACCAGUGCAGCGCCUGACAAAAUACCAGUUACUUCUGAAGGAGCUGCUAAAGUACAGCACGAGCUGUGAUGGAGUUCAGGAACUUCAGGAAGCUCUGGUUGCAAUGUUGGAUUUACUAAAGUCAGUCAAUGACUCUAUGCAUCAGAUUUCAAUAACAGGAUAUGAUGGUGACCUGAGCGAACUGGGGAAGGUGUUGAUGCAAGGAUCAUUCAGUGUUUGGACAGGACACCGGAAAGGUCCCACAAAAAUGAAGGAUCUUGCCAGGUUCAAGCCAAUGCAGAGGCAUCUCUUCCUGUAUGAGAAAGCCUUGGUCUUCUGCAAGAAGCGAGAGGAGCACGGAGAUGGAUAUGACAAAACCUCAUCUUACAGUUUUAAGCACUUUUUGAAAAUGAAUGCAGUUGGAAUAACUGAGAAUGUGAAAGGAGACCAUCGGAAGUUUGAAAUCUGGUACAGCGGGAGAGAAGAGGUCUAUGUCGUGCAG